AUGAAGUGCCUAGAGGAUAUCGCAUGGGUGGCCAUCGAUGUCCUCCGGAUCGGAUACGUAGAAUACGGCCCAGAGCCAAAUCCUCGGAGAACGGUGACAGUCUUCGUCUCGGUAGAGCCGGCGUCUACAGCGUGGACUGUCGCCUACCAGGCUGUGACUGCUUGCGUCGAGAAGCUGCGUGCCCGUGGAUUGUGGGACGUCGACGUCGACGUCAAGGAGUCAACUUUUUCCCAUCUCGUGGAUGGCGCACCCACGUCCCCGCCGAAGCUGCACCCUUGGCCCCUGGACCCUUCCACGGCUCGGAGUUAUGCCGAACAUGUCGGCAUAUCCCUUUCUGAGCUCCUGGGGGUAUCCAUCGAGAGCCGUCAAAGACCAGACUACGAAGGCACGAAAGGGCUAUACCUAAAGUGUAGAAGAAGUGGAAGAGUCUUCGCCCUUACCUGUCGACACGUUGUCAUUGACCAGUCCUCGAUCAACGAAUACAGGUUCAGCGGUGCCGAGCCCCGGAUCGAGGUCAUUCAGCCGCCCGAGGGAACCUUCACGGACCACCAAACUUUUCUCCGAGGCGUCCAGGCACGCCCCGAUGACACUCUAUGGGCCCGCAUCGAGAGCAAGCUAGACGCGCUCACCGAUAUCGGCGAUCGUGUAGUCGGAAGUGUCGCCUCCUCACCCGCGCUCGAUAUUGCGACGACCCCCUCUGGUAGGAAGUGGCUCCGGGAUUGGGCUCUUAUAGAGCUCGAUCCCGCUAGGCAUACGACUGCCCUCGUGAACCUUCAGAGUCGCGUCUUUCUUGGGCUCGACAGAGCCGUGACCAUACAAGAUAGGAUGAGCCGCGAAACCGCACCCCGGGACCUCCCGCUGAGACAGUACCUGGUCGCCGAGGAGGACGGUGGAGCCACGGCUCGCAUCGUCGGUGUCUGCCCUGAGAAGGAGCUUCAGCGGCCGUCGGUGGAUUACGUAUCAGCCGGCGCGCCCGCACACUUUGUCGUGAUGUGUGGGCAGCAAUCUGGGCUCAGGACAGGCAUGGUCAACGAGGUGCGUUCAGUCCUUCGCAACCCCUUGCCCUGGGUCAGCGCCGAGUCACAUGAGAUGUGUAUCAUCGGCACAAAGUUUCGUGGUCCUGGCCGCGACUUCUUCUCGGCAGAUGGGGACUCUGGUGCAUGCAUUUGGGACCUGAGAAGUCGGGCCUGCGGAUUGCUUGUGGGCGGCCUCGAGGGCCAAACGCCCAGCACCGACGUUUCAUACGCGACGCCGAUGGAGCGUCUGCUCGAGGACAUCAAGUCUUUCGGAUUCGAUGCGAACUGGACAGGUGCAGCAGCGUCGACGUCGACUGGCCCGCUCCAGGAGAGGGCCGUCCGCGACAAGCCCUGA
This is a messenger RNA of Geosmithia morbida, 1371 nucleotides long. RefSeq lists its product as uncharacterized. The record is from RefSeq and is a predicted model, not a curated record. The coding region runs from base 1 to 1371 and encodes 456 amino acids. Lineage: Eukaryota; Fungi; Ascomycota; Sordariomycetes; Hypocreales; Bionectriaceae. The transcript has 2 exons.